Messenger RNA from Aspergillus nidulans FGSC A4, 1104 nucleotides. Its product is annotated as alcohol dehydrogenase alcB. The record is from RefSeq and is a predicted model, not a curated record. NCBI's taxonomy places the organism in Eukaryota, Fungi, Ascomycota, Eurotiomycetes, Eurotiales, Aspergillaceae. The transcript is spliced from 4 exons. Gene Ontology annotation, cellular component: cytoplasm. Bases 1 to 1104 code for a protein of 367 amino acids. Gene Ontology annotation, molecular function: zinc ion binding; alcohol dehydrogenase (NAD+) activity; alcohol dehydrogenase [NAD(P)+] activity.
AUGGCUGCUCCUGAAAUCCCCAAGAAGCAAAAGGCUGUCAUCUACGACAACCCCGGUACCGUCUCUACCAAGGUCGUCGAGCUGGAUGUACCUGAGCCCGGCGACAAUGAAGUCCUGAUCAAUCUCACUCAUUCCGGCGUUUGCCACUCAGAUUUUGGUAUUAUGACCAACACGUGGAAGAUACUACCCUUCCCUACUCAGCCCGGACAAGUCGGUGGCCAUGAAGGCGUUGGCAAAGUGGUGAAGCUCGGCGCGGGCGCUGAAGCAUCAGGAUUGAAGAUCGGGGACAGAGUCGGUGUUAAGUGGAUUUCCAGCGCCUGUGGGCAGUGCCCUCCAUGCCAGGACGGCGCCGACGGCCUCUGCUUCAACCAAAAGGUAUCAGGUUACUACACCCCUGGCACAUUCCAGCAAUACGUGCUCGGUCCUGCGCAAUACGUUACCCCAAUUCCCGAUGGCCUCCCAUCAGCCGAAGCGGCGCCCCUUCUCUGUGCCGGUGUCACAGUCUACGCUUCUCUUAAGCGCAGUAAAGCCCAACCAGGUCAAUGGAUCGUCAUCUCCGGCGCUGGCGGCGGCCUUGGCCACUUAGCCGUCCAGAUCGCAGCCAAGGGCAUGGGCCUGCGUGUGAUUGGCGUUGACCACGGGAGUAAAGAAGAGCUCGUCAAGGCGUCAGGCGCCGAGCACUUCGUGGAUAUCACCAAGUUCCCAACGGGCGAUAAAUUCGAGGCCAUCUCCUCGCACGUCAAAUCGCUUACAACGAAGGGUCUUGGUGCGCAUGCUGUCAUAGUUUGCACGGCGUCCAAUAUUGCUUACGCUCAGUCUUUGCUCUUCCUCCGGUACAACGGAACGAUGGUCUGCGUGGGUAUCCCCGAGAACGAGCCGCAGGCUAUCGCAAGUGCGUACCCAGGCCUGUUUAUCCAGAAGCAUGUGCAUGUCACUGGGUCGGCUGUCGGAAAUAGGAACGAGGCGAUUGAGACUAUGGAGUUUGCGGCGAGGGGUGUCAUUAAGGCGCACUUCCGGGAGGAGAAGAUGGAGGCCUUGACUGAAAUUUUCAAAGAGAUGGAGGAGGGGAAGUUGCAGGGGCGGGUGGUGCUUGAUCUUUCUUAG